AAACAAUACAAUUUUUUAUUUGAAAUCAUUUAGCAAUAAAUUAUGAAUUAUUUAAUCAUCUUUAUCAUAUUGACUACCAUAAUAAAAUGCUCAAUUUCCUCUGCAGGUGACCAUUCACCUUAUUACCAAAGGUGUGUCGAAAGAUGUGAAAUAUUGAAUUGUACUGAAGAUGGUAAAGAAUUUUUAGAAGAUAAACAACCAAUUGUCCUUAAAUUUACAUUAUGGGACUGUAGUCAAGAAUGUCACCAUGAGUGUAUGUGGAAAACAGUAGAUGCAUUCCAUGAGAGAGAUUGGAGAACACCACAGUUUUAUGGAAAAUGGCCUUUUAUCAGGGUAUUAGGAAUGCAAGAACCUGCAUCUGUGAUAUUUUCUCUGCUCAAUGGAUAUUUCCACAUAAAAAUGAUUAGGAAGUUUAGAAGAGAAGUAAGGGGUGACAGUCCUUUAGUAUGGUUAUGGCAUGCAUUCUUCAUUGUUUCAGUACAUGCAUGGACCUGGUCAGCCAUUUUCCACUAUCGAGAUUUUCCUUUAACAGAAAUUUUAGACUAUGCCUGUGCCUUCUCUAUGGUAUUGAUGAAUUGCUAUGUUAUGGCUAUGAGGUUAUUAUAUGGUAAACUUCCUACAUAUGGGUUAAUUGGAAUAACACUCAUUUUUAUACUGUUUCUGAUGAGCCAUGUAGCAUAUUUAAGUAUAGGACGCAUCGACUAUGGUUAUAAUAUAGAACUCAACAUUGCUGUUGGUACUUUCACGGCACUUUGUUGGUUUGUCUGGUGUUUUUAUAAUCGUUCUAGUCAAAAGUAUGUAUGGAAAUGUGCUAUUUAUGUAGCAAUGUCCGGACUUGUUCUACUGUUGGAAUUAAUCGAUAGGCCUCCAAUAUAUUUUACAGUCGAUUACCACGCAUUGUGGCAUUUCUCCACAGCACCUCUCAUUAUUUUUGUAUAUGGAUUUGCUAUCGAUGAUUGCAAAUAUUUGAGAAAUAAGAAAGACUUGGCGAAGAAACUGCCCUGAGGAUCGGACAAGAGAACUAAAGAUAAGAAGUAUAAACGUCGAAAUGCCAAUUCCUUGAAUAACCACAAAGUCAUAUCAUUUUAUAGAUAAGUGGUCUAGUCACUUCAAAACGAAUAAUGAACAAGACUUGUUUUAUUUAGAAUUAAUUAUUUUUUGUCCGUCUUUAAGGAAAACAUUUAAACAUUAG
Messenger RNA from Diabrotica balteata, 1192 nucleotides. The record is from the annotation of a GenBank genome assembly. Lineage: Eukaryota; Metazoa; Arthropoda; Insecta; Coleoptera; Chrysomelidae.